AUGGAUACCCUCGGAUUAAGCAGAGCUGAAUGCUACCAGGCGCGUCCCCGGGUUGUGGAUAAGGGGAUACCUUCACAAAGAUCUGAUUAUAGAAACAGCCCAUACUUAUGCAAGGAUAGUGCCAUCGAUUUACUCACACGUGGCAGUUUAUCUGAUCUAGAGUAUGCAGACGACAUUGUGCUGCUAAGUGAAGAUCCAUCGAUUUUCGGUAUUGCGGUCGGUCUAUUUGGUGUGUAUACGUACGAUCGGACGGCGGUUCUGGAGAAAGGAUUUUUCCAAGGUUACAAUGCGCUCACUUGGCUUGUGGUCGCCUUACAGACGUGCAGCGGUCUUGGUGUUGCGUUCGUUAUUAAAUACGCGGACAAUAUUCUCAAGGGAUUUGCAGCCGGCCUCUCAAUUAUUCUAUCCAGCUUCGUUUCUUAUUUCAUUCUGAAGGACUUCACCCCAUCCAUAGCUACAUUUGUUGGAGCCGCUAUGGUCAUCUGUGCAACUAUUCUUUACGGUCACGUACCUAAAAAGGAGCCGGAAACAAAAACACCAGUCUAA
This is a messenger RNA of Echinostoma caproni, 546 nucleotides long. The record is from the annotation of a GenBank genome assembly. NCBI's taxonomy places the organism in Eukaryota, Metazoa, Platyhelminthes, Trematoda, Plagiorchiida, Echinostomatidae.